AUGACGCGCCGGUGCUGCCGCGGCUUCUCCAUCGCCGCCACCUGUUGUCGAGGACUCUGGCGAGGCAACAGCGCUGCCAUCGCCGCCUCCGUCGCCCUGCAGCAACGCGUCCAGCACGCUUGGCUUCAGGACAAGAUCGUGCAUGGCCACCUUGCCGCUCCAGAGAUCAACGUUGAGCUGCUUCGCAUCGACGUUCUCCGCGUACUUGGAAAUGUGCGGCACAAGUAUGGCGCUUAA
Molecule: messenger RNA, 237 nt
Organism: Trypanosoma grayi
Lineage: Eukaryota; Euglenozoa; Kinetoplastea; Trypanosomatida; Trypanosomatidae
Exons: 1
Coding region: 1-237 (78 amino acids)
Source: RefSeq, a predicted model, not a curated record